Phaeodactylum tricornutum CCAP 1055/1 is the source of this 1406-nucleotide messenger RNA. RefSeq lists its product with no specific name. NCBI's taxonomy places the organism in Eukaryota, Bacillariophyta, Bacillariophyceae, Surirellales, Neidiaceae. The transcript is spliced from 2 exons. The record is from RefSeq and is a predicted model, not a curated record. Bases 27 to 1406 code for a protein of 459 amino acids.
CUUACCAAUCUCGUACACACGCUAGUAUGGCCAAUUCUUCGGUCGGAGCGCCGUCGUCUCGUGACGCAUGCAGCCAAAGACUUCCGCACCCGUCCAGCUUUCUUUCCACUACGACGGGGCGAAAAUCGACAAAAAGCGGUGUUGCCAAAGCCCAGGAAGCCAUCGUUCUCUCCCAAGCGACUUCCCAGGCAAUCGUUGCCGCACGGUCGAUUCUGGAAUCGGGCGGAUCGGAAGCAACAGCUCUGUCGACGGCCAAGGCAGCAGCACAAUCAAUUCUAAUCCCCUUUUUGUCCGAUACCGAACAUGGAGCCAGCAAAUUGUUCCUGGGACGACGAAAAGCCAAACGACAAGCAGACAUUAUUGCCUCCAUGGCUAUCUUAUCCGUUACGAAUGGAUCCAACGAAUCGGAGGGUUCCGCAGUCAGAGACAAUGAAGCUCCCACGUUUAUGCAACACCGAAUCGGACCGAGUGGACUACCCGGCUACUCUUGCUCCAGGAAAAAACAUCCCAGUCAUUGCGAGUCCUCCGUGCGACGAGGAGACAACAAUUCCACUUUGAGGAUUAAGCCCAAACACUCCUACCCACCAGAUCGUGAGAGACCGUAUUGCAAAGAGAAGGCACGUCACGGGGCCGGAUUUUUGAAUUCUAGGCGUGGACACGUGAAAGACGCCGGUCGAUCCCACCCGAACGACCUCGCGGCCCGCUAUCCCGACCAGGAUCCAAUCUACUGCUCUCCGUCCCACAAAAGUACACUUGCAAAGCAACGCAACAAGUUUCCCUCCUAUAGCUCGGAAACAGACGACGAAACUAGAAGCCGAAUACUGGGAAUAAGGGGUUCAGGGAGUGCUGAUUACAUAGUGUACGGCUCUGGAACGAUUGAUACAACAGAUCAGCCCGUUCAUACCUCAACAUUGAUGACCAUCUGGUGGACGCGUAUACCGAUCAAGGAAGAUCGCGAUCAGGAUGACACUUUCCGGCACGAAAGCGUCAAUGAGAGGGUAGAGUCCUCCAGUUCCGCCAACGCUAAUGAUGUUCUGCGCAAGCUCGUCAGUUCUUCUUCGGAUGAGAAGGGCCGCAAAGAGACAUCAAUCAAACCGCGAAUUCGAGAGUCAAUUGAGCAGACUGUACUGCGAGCACUAUCAGGCGGUGUUGUGCCUCCUCAGUGGGGCGCAGAGGCCGUAGGUAUAGUAGCCGAUGCUCCUUCCGAUCGGAUAUUCCAAUCACGAGCAAUCCGGGAGGAAGAUCUGUUUACGGGUGUGCAACCGAGCGAGCCCCCGUCACCUUUCACAGCAACAUACAGCAGAAGCAAAAUGCUGAGUCACAAACCACGCUUCCGCAAGUGGGUCACAAUGCGCAAAAAAAGCAAAGACAAUCACGAGAAUGCAAUAGUUGCAUUCUCUGAUUAA